UGGAGGGCACACGAAUAUCUCCGAAACGGACCCGGACAAGGCGGAGGAUGAGACAAACAACCAAUCCAUGGGUGUAAUCCGGAAGAAGACCGCUACACGCGGUACGGAAGGCGGUACUAAAUACCAUUGCGAUGUCUGCUCUGUAGAUAUUACGUCGACCGUUCGGAUAUCCUGUGCCCACCCGUCCUGUCCUGAGUACGACCUAUGUGUGCCUUGCUUUGCGGCUGGCGAAUUCUCCAAAAACCAUGACCCUCGUACACAUCCUUUCCAUGUGAUUGAGCAGAAUUCAGUACCAAUCUACACAGAAGAUUGGGGUGCUGAUGAGGAACUUCUCUUGCUUGAAGGUGCUGAGAUCUACGGGCUAGGUUCAUGGGCCGAUAUCGCGGACCAUAUCGGCGGGUACCGUUCAAAAGAAGAAGUCCGCGAUCACUAUAUCGAUACAUACAUCAACAGUCCCAACUUUCCACUUCCAGCUCGUGCCGAUCCGGAAGAUAGAUCUCUUCAAGAUCAGAUAUCUAAAGAAGAAUUCCAAGCUCGCAAGAAACGGCGCAUCGAAGAGCGCAAGGAAGCCGCCAAGACUGCGCCACCUGCUACACCAAAACAGAAGCCGACUGCUAGUGUGCCAUCAUGUCACGAAGUACAGGGGUAUAUGCCUGGACGGUUGGAGUUCGAAACCGAGUUCUGUAACGAAGCGGAAGAAGCUGUACAGCAUAUGCAGUUUGAACCAGGAAAUGGCCUCAAUGAAAAGGGGGAAAUGGAGCCUGAGAUGGAGCUGAAGAUGACAGUGAUGGAAAUUUACAAUUCACGAUUGACGCAGCGAACUGAACGAAAGAAGAUCCUAUUUGAGCACAAUCUACUUGAGUACCGGAGAAAUAUUGCUCAGGAGAAAAAACGAACCAAGGAAGAGAAGGAAUUGUUAAAUAAAGCGAAGCCAUUUGCUCGCAUGAUGAACCAUGCAGAUUUUGAGGAAUUUUGCAAAGGUCUUGAGUAUGAGCACAAUUUACGGUUGGCGAUAGCACAAUUACAAGAAUGGCGUCAAUACGGAAUCACCGAUCUGAAGAGUGGCGAAAAGUAUGAGCAAGAAAAACAGCAAAGAGCGCAAAGAGCUAUUCCUCAAGGCUCGUUUGAUCGAUUUGCUACAUCCUCACGUCCAUCGAAACAAGUGCAGCAGCCCGAGGGACCAUCCCAAGCGAGCCUACUUACUACCCCAGAACUACCAUUACGAUUCCAGAAGACCACAAAGUCUGCAGCAACUGAAGCAAACGUACCACUCAACGACUUCGAUCUUGCCUUCGCCGCCAACGGUGACGGCUUAAGUACCCCUCAACCAGCAACGAAGACGAAAUACGUCGUGCAGCCGUUGAACGGGGUCCCUCAAUGGAAACUAGAAAACGAGGGUGCAUCUGACCUCCAUCUCCUAACAAAAGAGGAAAUCGAACUAUGCAAUGCAGUUCAUGUGCAACCCAAACCGUACCUAGUCAUCAAGGAGGCGUUACUAAAAGAAGCAAUGAAACAAAACGGCACAUUGAAGAAGAAAGAUGCUCGAACUAUCUGCAAGAUCGACGCUGCAAAAGCAGGCCGAAUAUUUGAUUUUAUGGUACACAGCGGCUGGAUCGUUAAGGGUUGAAGAGAGACCACCACAAUUUUUAUCAUUUCAAUAAGACAUAUGAUAUGACUUCAUGCAUUCAAGCAACAAUGUUUUUACGAAAGCCUUGACGACUUUAUCUUCCGUUUCACAUAUUCUACUUUCGCCAACUACGUACUUGCAACACCAAAUUGUGAGGGGAGAGAUCACUACAGUAGAACCUGGCUAUAAUGAACGGAAGGCCGUUCCAUAUUUCCACUUACAUCGGCUUGAAUAUGACUUUAAUAUGGAACUAAAGAGCAUACGAUUUAUUAGUA
Molecule: messenger RNA, 1902 nt
Organism: Talaromyces stipitatus ATCC 10500
Lineage: Eukaryota; Fungi; Ascomycota; Eurotiomycetes; Eurotiales; Trichocomaceae
Product: SAGA complex subunit (Ada2), putative
Exons: 3
Coding region: 68-1627 (519 amino acids)
Biological process (GO): chromatin remodeling; regulation of transcription by RNA polymerase II
Cellular component (GO): nucleus; SAGA-type complex
Molecular function (GO): zinc ion binding; transcription coactivator activity; protein binding
Source: RefSeq, a predicted model, not a curated record